AGUUAUCCCACGUCAAAUAGCUUCAAAGGAGGACCCUAUUAACCCACACAAAUUGCUCUUUGCUAUUCAAAUUAGGCAGACUCCGCAUUUUUCCGCACAUUCACCAAAUAAAACAGCCAUUCAACAUUUUACUCUACUGGCAUACCACACGUUCACGUUCAGAGCCGUAAAUACUUCACUUAUUUAAGAUAAUACGGUGUUUCCAAAUCAAAUACGCCGUCCAAUAUGUUCGCUCUCAAAGGAUUCGCUAUAGUCGUCUGUCUUGUAGCUCUUGUUCUCGCAGUUGGCAACGCUUCCAAGUUAAAAGAUCUAUUCCAACCACGACAUUCAUUCGAAACAGUUGAUGACAGAUCCAGUGAAGACAACGGUGACUUUUGGUCAAAGUUUGAAACAUCAAAGGGAUAUGAAAUGGACGAACCUCAGUGUGUGCCAGAUAUAGUCACGCAAUGUACUGACAACGCUGAAUGUAACCCAAUGUGUUCGAACUUCAGUCCAGGAAUCUGUGAUCGGUCAAAAUUUAUCUGUUUGCCUGAUAGUGGACUAGGAGGACCCUCUAGGGACACGAACGAUUCUUUAACAUCGAGGAAACGAGGCUUUACAACAACAAGGCACAAAAAACAACGAGUUUAAUUCAUGUGAAGUUAUUUUGUUGUAAUUAGUAAAUAUAGUAUAAAUAUCCUGUAUAUUGUAUAUAUUGUAUCCAGCUAUUAAAUUAUAUCCUGUGUUAAAAUUUGACAACAAAUGCUCACAAAACUAGCACAUGGACGGUGUCAUGCAGGAAGCUGCUCGGAAAUCUAUCAUACAAAGUAUCGUGACAUCCCAAGAAGUUUGGAUUUCAAGAAUAUCGGGGCAAAGGAAGAACAUUUUCCAAAUUUUAUUUGCAAUAUAUUU
Messenger RNA from Dendronephthya gigantea, 891 nucleotides. RefSeq lists its product as uncharacterized. The transcript is spliced from 2 exons. The record is from RefSeq and is a predicted model, not a curated record. The coding region runs from base 226 to 630 and encodes 134 amino acids. NCBI's taxonomy places the organism in Eukaryota, Metazoa, Cnidaria, Anthozoa, Malacalcyonacea, Nephtheidae.